Arachis ipaensis is the source of this 661-nucleotide messenger RNA. Lineage: Eukaryota; Viridiplantae; Streptophyta; Magnoliopsida; Fabales; Fabaceae. The record is from RefSeq and is a predicted model, not a curated record.
GCGUGGCCGCGCUGGUGGUGUUGCUCUUGGUUUUGGCCUUCUUCCGCUCCAAUUUCAGGUCUAUGUGGUCGCCACUGGUUUGGAGAUCCUACUAAUUGAGAUGGCAAAGGCAAAUGCUCAGGAGUCUUACCAAAGGGUCCAGAAGGCUAAAGCAAGAUCUCGUGCCAGGACUGGUGGUGUUAGGGCGGUUAUCUCUCCUCCUCCUCCUCCUCGGAACGUUGGGACUCCCUCUCAGCCCAUCGUAAUUUCUUCUUCAACUUUCUCUCAGCCACCCCCCUCUGCUCGACCUUCUUCUGAACCAGAGAACAAGAAGCGCAAGACCUUAGAGUCUGGCUCUUCUGGUGAGGUGAAGGCGGAUGCUCUUGCAUUUGUCCGAAAGAACAUCUAUCCUAAUGUUCGUAUAAGUAUGGAUGAUGUUUCUGUUGUCAUUGAUGGUGCCAUUGUGGAUCCACCUGUCCCCGAGAUUAUUUCCGAGUCGGAUUUGAAGACUCGGGGGCAAAGGAUUAUAGAGUCUCCUCCUCGCCCUAAGGAUGCCCCGAGUUCCUCCACAGUUCCUCUAACUUCCUCUUCGUCUCCUAUGGAUGCCUCUCUUCCCGGUCCUGGUGGCGCUCCUUCUUCCUCUGGUGGUGGUGACCUGUCUACUCCUCUUGCAAAAAAGUGA